This is a messenger RNA of Hipposideros armiger (great roundleaf bat), 2886 nucleotides long. RefSeq names its product two pore segment channel 2 (gene TPCN2). Bases 74 to 2335 code for a protein of 753 amino acids. The record is from RefSeq and is a predicted model, not a curated record. Gene Ontology annotation, cellular component: lysosomal membrane. NCBI's taxonomy places the organism in Eukaryota, Metazoa, Chordata, Mammalia, Chiroptera, Hipposideridae. Gene Ontology annotation, biological process: transmembrane transport; endocytosis involved in viral entry into host cell; monoatomic ion transport. The transcript has 25 exons. Gene Ontology annotation, molecular function: intracellularly phosphatidylinositol-3,5-bisphosphate-gated monatomic cation channel activity; voltage-gated channel activity; ligand-gated sodium channel activity.
UGCGCCUGCGCAGUGGAGCUCGGCGCUCUCGUCCAGAGUUUCUGUGAGGGUCCCCGCGGCACGCGGCGACCCCAUGGCCGAGUCGGAUCCUCUUUUGAGCCGGGACCGCGGCGGCAGCGGCAGCGGGAGCGGCCGCGACUGCCCGGCCGGCUUACCCGCUUGUCGCGGCGUCUUAGUCGGCCCUGGUGCCAAGGCCGGGUGGGAUCUGUGCUUUGACCAAGCUGUGGUCUUCAUCGAAGAUGCGAUCCAGUAUCGCUCCAUUAACCACCGCAUGGACGCCCGGUCGAUGUGGCUUUACCGAUGCUAUUACUCGGACACGUGCCAGUGGAUUUUGAGCUUCGUCAUUUUCUUGAUCCUGUCUCUGGCCUUUAUGGAGACCCCGUCCUCGUUCACCAGCACCUCGGAUGUCCGCUACCGCUCGGCCCCCUGGAACCCGCCCUGCGGCCUGACGGAGGGCGUCGAGAUGCUCUGCCUGCUGGUCUUCGCGGCGGACCUCUCUGUGAAGAGCUACCUGGUUGGGUGGGCCCAGUUCCGGAAGAACCUCUGGCUGCUGGGUUACCUUUUCGUGCUGAUCGUGUCUCUCACGGACUGGAUGGUGUCGCUGAGCCUCGUCUGUCAGGAGCCUCUGCGUAUCCGCCGGCUCUUCCGGCCCUUCUUCCUGCUGCAGAACUCCUCCAUGAUGAAGAAGACGCUGAAAUGUAUCCGCUGGUCGCUGCCGGAAAUGGCCAGUGUCGUGCUGCUGCUGGCGCUCCACCUGUGUGUCUUCACCAUGUUCGGGCUGCUGCUCUUCACCGGCGAGAAGCAGGAUGACGCGCAGGACAGGGAGAGGCUGACCUACUUCCGCAACCUGCCCGAGGCCCUGACUUCCCUCCUCGUACUGCUGACCACGGCCAACAACCCCGACGUGAUGGUUCCUGCAUAUUCCAAGAACCGGGCCUACGCCAUCUUCUUCAUCAUCUUCACCCUGAUAGGAAGCUUGUUUUUGAUGAACCUGCUGACGGCUAUUAUCUACAAUCAGUUCCGGGGCUACUUGAUGAAAUCCCUGCAGGCCUCACUGUUUCGGAAGCGGCUGGCGACGCGGGCUGCCUAUGAGGUCCUCUCCACCACAGCAGAGGGAGAAACCCACGCUCAGGGAGUUGGGGUGAAGCCCCAGGACCUCCUGCAGGUGCUUCAGAAAGUCCAGGUGGACAGUACCUACAAACAGGCCAUCAUGGAGAAGGUGCGAUCCUACGGUGGCAGCCUGCUGUCAGCUGACGAGUUUCAGAAAGUCUUCAACGAGCUUGACAAAAGGGUGACGAAAGAGCACCCGCCGCAGCCGCAGUACCGGUCCCCGUUUCUGCAGAGUGCCCAGUUCCUCUUCAGCCACCACUACUUUGACUACCUGGGGAACUUGAUCGUCCUUGCGAACCUCGUGUCCAUUUGCGUGUUCCUGGUGAUAGAUGCAGACGUGGUGCCCCGUAACCGUGACGACUUCGUCCUGGGGAUCCUCAACUGUGUCUUUGUCCUGUACUACCUGGCGGAGAUGCUGCUCAAGGUGUUUGCGCUUGGCCUGUGGGGGUACCUGUCCUACCCCAGCAACAUGUUCGACGGACUCCUCACCAUCAUUCUGCUGGUUUUGGAGACCUCAACUCUGGCUGUGUACCGAUUCCCACACCCAGGCUGGAAGCCGGAUAUGCGGGGCCUGCUGUCGCUGUGGGACAUGCUCCGUCUGGUGAACAUGCUCAUCGUCUUCCGCUUCCUGCGCAUCGUCCCCAGCAUGAAGCUGAUGGCUGUGGUGGCCAGCACCAUCCUGGACCUGAUCAAAAACAUGCGGGCUUUCGGCGGGAUCCUGGUGGUGGUGUACUAUGUCUUCGCCAUCAUAGGCAUUAACCUGUUCCGUGGCGUCAUUGUGGUUCCUCCCGGGAACGGCAGCCUGGCCCCCGACAACAGCUCGGUGGCCUGUGGCAGCUACGAGCAGCUGGAGUACUGGGCCAACAACUUCGAUGACUUUGCGGCCGCCCUGGUCACGCUGUGGAACGUGAUGGUGGUGAACAACUGGCAGGUUUUCCUGGACGCCUUUCGGCGCUACUCGGGCCCGUGGUCGAAGAUCUAUUUUGUGAUGUGGUGGCUGGUGUCGUCUGUCAUCUGGGUCAACCUGUUUCUGGCUCUGAUUCUGGAGAAUUUCCUUCACAAGUGGGACCGCCGCAGUCGCCUGCAGUCCCUAUCUGGGGAGCGGGAGACCACCUAUGAGAUGAGCACUGUGGAGCUCUUGUUCAGGGACAUCCUGGAGGAGCCGACGGAGGAGGAGCUGAUGGAGAAGCUGAAACGUCAUCCGCACGUGCAGCUGUGCAGGUGACACCCAGGUGCGCCUCCCUGGCUGGGGCCGCGGAUGGUGAUGCGGCCUGGGGACCAAUGUCGACUGCAGCCUGGAGGCAGAGACUUUCCGUUGGACAGAAGCACCCCGUCCGCCUGAGACUCGGGCGGCCUCGAGACCCCUGGGUGCUGGACUGGGACCACCAGCAGCUUCUCGGCAGCGUCGGGGACGGCCGCCGGCACUCGGGGCAGCGUCCGCACCAUGCUUGUCUGUGAGCUAUCACUUUUCUAAGUAUGGAGAGAGGGCAGCUCCACAGGGCCCUUCAGGCAGCCUGAAAAGCAAGGAGCAGCGGUUUCCCUCGGGCCCUGCGACUUCCGUGGUGCCUUCGCUGCUGGCGGCCGUCAGGGACCGAGGCCCCCAUGGGGCCCACGCAGGCCAGCCGCAGCGUCCCCGGCUCUAAGCCUGGGAUCCUGGUGGUUUUACAUGAAGUGAAUCUUGGGUGUUUUAUUAUUGUAUGGCCUGGAUGAAUGCGGUUGAGUGUGUUUGUGUUUCUCUAUGGUCAGAAUGCCAAUAUCAGUAAGUCUCGCUAAGAA